Linum trigynum is the source of this 1029-nucleotide messenger RNA. The record is from the annotation of a GenBank genome assembly. NCBI's taxonomy places the organism in Eukaryota, Viridiplantae, Streptophyta, Magnoliopsida, Malpighiales, Linaceae.
AUGGUUCUAACAAUUCCAUCAUCACUUCUUGUUCCGAGCAAUUUCAGCCACCAACUCUCCUCUAAUGGCGCUACUAUUCCUAUCGAUUCAUCAUCACCAGCAGGAAUGUCAGUCGGCGACGAGAUCCCGACGAUCGACUACCUCGCCCUCUUCUCCGCCGACCCUAACCGGCGGUCCACGGCCAUGGACCGCCUCUCCGUAGCCUGUGAAGACUACGGCUUCUUCAACCUGGUGAACCACGGGAUAGAGGAUGGAGUGAUGGAUGACGUGGUGAGGGGGAUAUCGGAUUUCUUGGGGGAGACGGCAGUGGAGGAGAAGAGCAAGUACAGGGAAGUGCAUACAGGGGCUAAGAUUCUCUGGGAUUCCAAUUGUCACGCCGGUGAGAAUCGGGAAUAUCUCAAGCUCGUUGCUCGCCCACAGUUUCAUUGCCCGCCUCAUCCUCCAUCCUUCAGGGAGGCUUUGGGGGAGUACCAAACCAAAUUCCAUGAAGUGAAACUGGGUUUGGCUAGGGCUAUGUCCCUAAUCUUAGGGCAGGAAGAGUCGUACAUCGAGAAUGCUCUCCAUCUGGAGUCAGGCUUCGACGUCGCUGCCAUGAAUGUUUACCCACCAAACUUGCACUCGAAGGGCAGCAUUCGGCUUCCUGAACACACCGAUCCUGGCUUCAUCGUCUCCCUCGUCCAGAACAUGGACGGUGGCCUUCAAAUCCUAACCCAUCAAGGAAAAUGGGUCAACGUUCUCAUUCCUCCCAGCGCCAUCCUCAUCCAAGUUGGGGAGCAUUUAGAGAUUCUAACGAAUGGCAAGUAUAAGAGUCACAUUCAUCGUGUGUCGGGCAACUACAAGGCAAAAAGGAUCACCAUGGUCACACUUCAUGGGCCAUCUGAAAACAAAUUUGUUGCUCCGGCUCCAGAAUUUGUGGAUGACUCCCACCCGCUGGCUUACCGUGGAAUGACAUACUCGGAUGGGUUGAAAGCCAAUGGUCAUUAUGAGAUUGAAGUUCAAUCAUGCAUUGCACAACAUAGAACUCUUUAG